This is a messenger RNA of Fusarium falciforme, 2010 nucleotides long. RefSeq names its product AAA domain-containing protein. The transcript is spliced from 3 exons. Bases 1 to 2010 code for a protein of 669 amino acids. The record is from RefSeq and is a predicted model, not a curated record. Lineage: Eukaryota; Fungi; Ascomycota; Sordariomycetes; Hypocreales; Nectriaceae. Gene Ontology annotation, molecular function: ATP binding; ATP hydrolysis activity.
AUGUCUCACGGCAACUCCCACGAUACUCGCCAACGCCUGCAUGACGAGGUCUAUCAGGAGGAUUCGCCUUCGCGCCAGCCCGUUGAUCUCGAUAGCGACGAGGAAAUGCAAGCUCCCGGGAGGAAAGACACCAGGUUACCCGGUUUUGGUGCAAACCCCAUCAUAAAGACCAUGUACGAAGACAAAACUUCAGGCGGCGUCAAUCAAUGGACAGACGAGUCCCGGGGACAGAUCUCGAAAGAGGCUGCCGACGAUCAGGACAGUGCCGCCAUCAAGCUUUUCAGGAUCAAGGACCAUGGCAAGGUCGGGUUCAAUGGCGAUUAUCACUGGAGAAUCUGCCGUGUCGAUGUGCAAAAUCCUCUGCUGGUUUCUGCCCUCGCGCCCAUCCUCAAAGAGGAGAACGUACACCUUGACCCUCGAAGCGUUGCCACUUUCAGGGAGCCCUUUCGCCCCCUUUGGUUUCAACAGAGUAAAAUCGUGGAUCUCUUCUGCGAAAAGCACGAUGACCCGCUUGAGCCCUUCCUCAAGCUGUUUGUUGACAUACUUAACGAACUAUUCCGGGCCCUAAGUGCCAAGACGGCCAAGCUUCGCCAGAGUGAACUGACCGACUUUAGGACGGCCUGGACAUUGUUUCCUCGCGACUCCAGUGUCUACAGCUACUGCGUGGGCUCCCAUAUUCUCAGAAAAGUUGAUUCAAUCGAGUACGAGGGGAGCCGAGGUAACGGCCGGCUUGUCAUCACCUGCAAGGCCAUUUCAUUCUCCGGCGAGGGCUUCUACUGGAGCAAAGGGAAUCUGAUCAUCCCGGAAUUUGCUGGCAAUAAACCUAUUCGCGAACUCGGUUGCUAUCCCUUUAAGUUCCACAACGACAAAGACUCGAUCACGGAGCGUCUCACUGCGCGAGGCAGAAAGGUUCUUGACCUGCAGGGCGUCGCGUAUCGUACCUACAAUGGCAUCGCCAUAUAUGAGGCCGAUCGUGGCACGCUGAGGCAAAAUGUAAACGGCCGCAUCCUAAUCGACGCAUGGGGCUAUCACGAUGCCGAGGACCAAGUCAUCAACGAGAGUGAGAUGCUCCAGAAACCCGAUGAACUUGUCUUCAUGAACGAGAUAAUUAGUGGCUUUUCCCUGAAGAUCAAACUGUGGUGCCAGUUCUUUGUCGAAGACAUUCAGCCCAUGACUUGGAACUGCGAGGCUUACUCACAACUCGUGCUUGAUGAGGAGAAAAAAGACAUGGUUCUUUCCGUUGUUCGGAGUCACAACAUGACUAACGGCACUUCAACGGCCAUGGAAGAUGUCAUCGCUGACAAAGGACAAGGUCUUCUUGUUCUGCUCUCGGGCCCCCCUGGUACAGGCAAGACCCUGAUGGUCGAAGCCAUCGCAGAUCGUCUCCGUCGGCCGCUAUAUCACCUGCAAGCCGAUGACUUGGGCACCGAGGUCGCCUCCUUGGGUGCCAAAUUCCAGCGUGCCUCGAAAAUGGCAUCGGCGUGGAACGCGAUAAUCCUGCUAGACGAGGCAGAUAUCUUCAUUGCUCGGCGGGAGCCCCGCGAUGUUGAGCGCAACGGGCUGGUCUGCGCCCUUCUUCGCGAGCUCGAGUACUUUAGCGGCAUCAUCUUUUUCACAUCAAACUUGAUUCUUCGUAUCGAUAGUGCGUUCAACAGCAGGGUCAGCAUGCACCUCGUGUUCUCCCCUCUCGCGCGAGAGGCGCGGAAGAAAAUCUGGCACAUGUUUCUCGACCGUCUGUCGCAGCAGAGAGGACGUAUCUCGGAGGGAGGGGUGUCGGACGAAUCCUAUGACGAAUCCUACGCCAUGUCGCUGGAUGACAAGGACAUCGCCCAGCUAGCUUUAUGGGAGCUUGACGGCAGAGAGAUCAAGACAGCCAUCCAGAUAGUCCAUACCUGGUGCUGGAACAAUAACUAUGCCAUGACGCUGGCCCGGUUUGAGCAUGGAAUCCGAAUGGUGAAGCCAGGCGCCAGAAGGAGUGGAGAGGGGGGUCCGGCGUUGUACAGCGAUUAA